AUGGCUGCAAGUACUCCUGGUGGCGCCAGCCAUAGUACCCCAGUUGUACAAGCGCCAGAAACCAGCAGGGUGGAAGAUGCCAGACAAAGUAUCACCACUCUGCAAAUAGUUAAAAAUAGCACCGGUAGUGCCUGCCGUAGUACUCCGGACGAGCAGCCAACAACCAGCAAAUCGGCGGCCGUUACAGGCAGCAACCCCGCCUCUAAGAAAAGAAAACCCUCGGGCGUGGUCAUGAGACAGAUGUACCAGAAGGCGCUGUAUAUGUUAAAUAAAAUUGACAAAAAUGCAGCGGCCGGUACGGUGCAUGAGCGUGACGAGGAAGACAAGGCAAAAUACAGGCAAAUAGUGGAAGAGUACGAAAAGCUACAGGCAGAUCGUGCAGCCACAAUCGAGGCCACCGAAGCGAAGAAGCGGAAUCGCUCUCAUAACGAAGGCGGCCAAGGGGCCAUCGCAAAGAAGGCUAAGCAAGGUGGUGUUGCGGAGUCCGCAGCACCCGCGAAGCAUCGCUAUUUUAGUGACGUCGCCAGAGAUCAUCUACAGGCGGCGAUAAUAGAUGAAAAUAGCAAGACACCGCUAGCAGUGCAGCAAAAAUGGGUGGAGAUUGAUGUGAGGCUGUCGAGCCUCGUAAUGAACCACGUACUCGACAACCCCGAAGGUCCUCACCCAGAGUUCGACUCGUCGGAAUCCCUACGGGGAUACCGGGUAGUCAAGUGCGCGAACCAGUUCUCCCUGGAUUUCCUUGCUGGAUGCGUCGCUAAGAUCAGCGACACUUUUGUCGGCUUGAAGCUCAAGCUGAUCCCAGCUAAGGACAUUCCAAGGAGACCACGUGCGCGCAUUUGGCUGCCUCCGAUGGAUGAACCAGGCGAAAAGUUGCUGCGGUGUCUUAAGCUACAUAACAAAGACAUACCGGCGAUCGAGGAAUGGGAACUUAUAAAAGUUGAAAAGCCAAGAAGGCCUACAAAUAAGCCCAUUCUACUAGCUAUUUGUGCAGAGUCACUAGACGCCUUAGAGAAGGCUGACUAUCGGCUCUGCUUCGGUAUCCGUAAGGCUAGAGUGCGGGUAUUCCUCGGAGAGGUUAGCCCGGUAGAAGAAGAUCCCGGGGUUGAUGGAGCAGGUGAGCUUCUCAUGGGUGUGAAGCUGACAGAUGACCCAGAACCGGAAACUUAAAGUAGGCCAAAUAAAUCUGCAGCACUCCAAAUGUGCUACAGAUAAUCUAGUUGUCCUUCUCAGUGAGGAGGAUAUAGACAUUAGCCUAAUUCAAGAGCCCUGGGUCAAGCACGAUACAAUCAUGGGACUAAAUAUAAACAAUUAUAAACUCUACUAUAAGAGCGAGCACAUCAGAUACAACAAUGGUUAAGG
Rhagoletis pomonella (apple maggot) is the source of this 1359-nucleotide messenger RNA. RefSeq lists its product as uncharacterized. Bases 1 to 1167 code for a protein of 388 amino acids. The transcript has 2 exons. The record is from RefSeq and is a predicted model, not a curated record. Lineage: Eukaryota; Metazoa; Arthropoda; Insecta; Diptera; Tephritidae.